Messenger RNA from Loxodonta africana (African savanna elephant), 1446 nucleotides. It is a transcript of the gene IYD, whose product is annotated as iodotyrosine deiodinase. The transcript has 5 exons. Gene Ontology annotation, molecular function: oxidoreductase activity. Gene Ontology annotation, biological process: thyroid hormone metabolic process. NCBI's taxonomy places the organism in Eukaryota, Metazoa, Chordata, Mammalia, Proboscidea, Elephantidae. The record is from RefSeq and is a predicted model, not a curated record. Gene Ontology annotation, cellular component: plasma membrane. Bases 1 to 849 code for a protein of 282 amino acids.
AUGCUUCUCCUGACUCCUGUCUUGGUAGCCCUUGUCUGCAUUUUGAUUGUGUGGAUCUUUAAAAAUACCAAUAGAAGCAUCAAGAAAAGAAAAGUGGAGUCUCAAGCCAGGGCCGAGACUCGUCCAUGGAUGGAUGAAGACUUAAGAGACAGCAGUGACCUCUACCAAGUGGAAGAAGAUGGUGAUGAAUGGCAAGAGUCGGAAGAAACCAUCGACCACAUUCCAUUUGCCCACACUCGAUAUUCUGAGGAGGAGAUGGCCAAGAGAUCCCAGGAAUUUUAUGAACUUCUCAACCAGAGACGAUCUGUCAGGUUCAUAAGUAAUGAGCAAAUCCCAAUGGAAGUCAUUGAUAACAUCAUCAAAGCGGCAGGAACAGCGCCAAGUGGAGCCCACACAGAGCCUUGGACCUUUGUGGUUGUGAAGGACCCAGAUGUGAAGCAUAGGAUUCGGGAGAUCAUCGAGGAAGAAGAAGAGAUAAACUACAGGAGAAGAAUGGGAGUCAGAUGGGUGACAGACCUGAAGAAACUGAGAACCAACUGGAUUAAAGAGUACUUGGACACAGCCCCUGUUUUGAUUCUCAUUUUCAAACAAGUACAUGGUUUUGCUGCAAACGGCAAAAAGAAGGUCCACUACUACAGCGAGAUCAGUGUUUCCAUCUCCUGUGGCCUCCUCCUGGCUGCCCUGCAGAUACAGGAAGGAAUUGCUCUGCAGCAUCAGACCGCGAGCUGCCAUCUAUGUGAGGGUCCUGCAAGAAGCAGUUUAGGCCUGAAGAGAGCUCAGUUCACGAAGUGGCUUCUGUGCGUUGGAAUCACUUUCCUGUUGAGUUUGCUGCCCUCUAGCUUUCCAUAAGGCAUAGUUCUGUGUGUAGGUCACAAUUUGUGAGGAAGGAAAGAAGUCUUCAGGAAGCCCUCAUCUGGACAGAUUGCAGACUGAAUGAACUAAUGACCUUGCUAUACUAUACAUGACCCUCCCAGCAGCAGCAGAACUUCCUUAUGGCUCAGGCUUACCUUGGCAACCUGAUUGGAAAUGCUUGGCUGGGAGGUGUAUGGAAACUACAUUUAUCUAGCAAACUCAUUGCUUUCACUAAACCAACCAGUUGCCAUUGAACUGACUCUGACUCAUGGUGACCCCAUGUAUCUCAGAGUAGAACUGCACUCCAUAGGGUUUUCAAUGGCUAAAUUUUUGGAAGUAGAUCACGGGGAACUUCUUCCGAGGUGCCACGGGGUAGACUCAAACCUUCAACUUUUGGAUUAGCAGUCAAGAACCUUAACCAUUUGCAUGUUUGUUUAUUAUUUAGAGGAGCUUGGGGAGAAUAGUGGUUAAGUGCUAUGGCUGCUAACCAAAGGGUUGGCAGUUUGAAUCCACCAGGCUGUCCUUGGAAACUCUACUCUGUCCUAGAGGGUCACUGUGAGUCAGAAUCGACUCGAAGGCAACGAGUUUUGGGGA